GAAGCAGAAUUCGUGUUGCAAGUGAAGCACAGCUUGGACCGAACCUUCCCAUAGACAUGCAUGGCAGGAUGUUUGCUGGCCUGUUGCUGACCAUUUUCCUCAGCAUCAACAUUUUAAGAUCUGAAUCUCAAGCAAAGGCUGUUCCAGGACCAGACAGGAUGCAAAGAGGUGUGGGACUGGUCCGGCGCAACUGGCCGAUGCAGCUGACUCAGGAUCAGAAGCAUUUGAUCUCCCAGUUCUUGCCUCACCUGUAUGACUCUGAACUUGCUGCUACGGGAAAUAAUCUGAAUGACGACGAUACACAUUUUCCGAACUGGAUGGAUUUUGGACGACGAAGCUCUGAAGAUCAGGAUGGAAAUGCUUAAGUUACCCUGGGGCAGGGAGAGCUUAAGCCCCAGGCAAAUGUCUGGUAGACAUAGGCAGAAAGCAGACAUUCUAAAUAGUUAUUUGAUAAUCAUUUCUGUUCAGAUAAGAUGUGUUCGUGCCUAUUUGUUCCAAUAAAAAUGAU
This is a messenger RNA of Notechis scutatus (mainland tiger snake), 508 nucleotides long. Its product is annotated as gastrin/cholecystokinin-like peptide. The record is from RefSeq and is a predicted model, not a curated record. Lineage: Eukaryota; Metazoa; Chordata; Lepidosauria; Squamata; Elapidae.